Messenger RNA from Lasiodiplodia theobromae, 1137 nucleotides. RefSeq names its product Maleylacetate reductase. Gene Ontology annotation, molecular function: metal ion binding; alcohol dehydrogenase (NAD+) activity. Gene Ontology annotation, cellular component: mitochondrion. The coding region runs from base 1 to 1137 and encodes 378 amino acids. NCBI's taxonomy places the organism in Eukaryota, Fungi, Ascomycota, Dothideomycetes, Botryosphaeriales, Botryosphaeriaceae. The record is from RefSeq and is a predicted model, not a curated record. The transcript has 2 exons.
AUGACGGACGCAACGACUAACCCAUUGUCUGGCCUGUGGAAGCCCACUCACCUCAAAGCGCUAUGGUACGGUCCCAACAGCGUCAAGAACCAUCUCCUGGAAUCUCUACCUGCGGAAAAUUCCAAGGCCUUCAUCGUUACCGGCUCAUCUCUGGCAACAAAGACGCCUCUAAUUCAACAGGUUGAGCAGCAAUUGGGAUCGAAGCAUCAUGCAGGGACUUUUGCGAACAUCAAGCAACAUGCCCCUGUCGCUCAAUUAGACGAAGCAACCGAGGCAGUCAUCAAGGACCCCAACAUCGACACCAUCAUAUCCAUCGGAGGCGGAAGCCCCAUAGACUCCUCCAAAGCCAUCUCGUAUCGUCUCAAUGAGAAGGUCGGCAAGUUCCUCUUUCAUAUCACCAUCCCAACCACCCUGAGUGCCGCCGAGUGCACUUUCAAUGCAGGCUACACUCAGGAGGAUGGAACGAAAACCGGCGUAGCCCACGCUGAGCUGGCGCCUCACGUCAUCAUUUACGACUCCAAAUUUGCGCUGGAGACGCCUCCGCAGCUGUGGAUGUCGACGGGUCUACGCGCCCUAGACCAUGCGGUGGAGCUGCUCUAUCAUCCGACGGCUACCGAAGUCCCUGCGAAAGACGUUUGUUUGUCAGCAGCAUCCAGAUUGUUCAGCAGCCUCCCGAAAUACAAGAACGAUCCUAAAAAUGAGGACAACAUUACCCAAUUGCAGCUGGCUUCUUUUGGAUCCUUGGGCUUGCUUGGUCUCAACGUCAAGGGCCCCCUGGGUCUAAGCCACACCCUCGGAUACGCCCUGGGCUCCCCGUAUUCCAUUCCGCACGGGAUCACGUCCUGCCUCACUCUUGGGCACGUUGUUAAGCUCAAGGCCCAUGACCCCUGGGCUGCCUCGCAAGUCGCCCGACUCGCUCCCUUCAUUGGUUUAACGAGGACUGGUAACGAUCAGCAGGACGCCAUCAAUGUCGGUGACGCCAUCUUGGAGUUGGUUAGACUUCUCGGUCUAUCCAAGACGUUGAAGGAGUACAACGUUGGAGAAGACCAGGUUCCCAUUAUCGUCAAAAGAGCAACCAAACAAGAGCAAGGAGAGGUUUACGACAAGGUGGCGAGCCUCGUCAAGCAACUGUACUGA